AUGACAACGCCUCAAGAAUGGACGCAAGAUACCCUACGGGCCAAGUUCUGCCACGCGCUCUCCGAGAUGUACAGAGCCGAAGUCCCACUCUACGGCGACCUCGUCCAGCUCGUCCACCAAACCGACACCGAGACCCUCCUCGCCCGACACCCCAAUAGCACCCCGACAACCAGCCCAGACACCAUCCUCCCCGCGCGGCACCGCGUCGAGCGCCACGGCGCAAUCCGCCUCGGCACAGCGCAAGAGCUGGCGACGAUCCGGCGCCUAUUCGCCGUAAUGGGCAUGCACGCAGUAGGCUACUACGAUCUGACGCCAGCGGGAUUCCCAAUGCACGCAACAGCCUUCCGACCAACGAGCCCAGAAGCCCUAUCCCGGCACCCAUUCCGCGUCUUCACAACGGUCCUCAGAAUGGACCUACUAACAGCACGCACGCGCACGCUCGCCGAGCGCGCCCUCUCGCAGCGCUCCAUCUUCACCGAUCGACUUCUCACCCUCCUUCAAAGCGCCGAAACCCGCCAGCGCCAGCACCACCCAGCCCUGACCCAAAAAGAAGGCGAAGCCCUGAUCACCGAAGCCCUCGAGACCUUCCGCUGGCACUCGCACGCAACCGUCACGCUAGACGAAUACGAGACCCUGAAAGCAGAACACCCGCUCAUCGCUGACAUCGUCUCCUUCCCAAGCAGCCACAUCAACCACCUCACGCCUCGCACUCUCGACAUCGACGCCGUGCAGACAAAAAUGCGGGAAGCGGGUCUCCCAGCCAAGGAGCGCAUCGAGGGCCCCCCGCGCCGACAGUAUUCGAUCCUCCUCCGACAAACUAGCUUCAAAGCACGAGAAGAGACGGUCUUCUUCCGCCACAAUAACCAUAACCAUAACCACAACCACAGUCAUAGCGACUACAUAAAAGGCACCCAUACCGCGCGCUUCGGCGAGGUCGAGCAGCGGGGCUUUGCUCUCACGCCUAAGGGCAGGGAGCUAUACGACGCUAUUCUGGCGCGCGUGAACGCUGAUGCUGCGCAGCUGCUGCAGCUCGCAAAUGACGACGCAGCUAACGAGGCGCAGUAUGAGCAGCUCCUUGUGUACCACUUCCAGUCAUUCCCGGAUGAGUUGAGCGAGUUAUGGUCGCAAAAGCUAGCUUAUUUCUGCUAUAGCGUUGCCUCGAAAGCGGCGAGUUUUGGGGCAGGAGGAGGAGAAGGGAAAGCGGGGUUGGCGCAGCUUGUGCAAGAUGGUGUGCUGGAGUAUGAGCCCAUUAAGUACGAGGACUUUCUGCCGCUGUCGGCCGGGGGUAUCUUCAGUUCGAAUCUGGGAAGUACGAGCCUGUCAGGAAGGUUAGUUAUGGAGGCGGGGCCGGAUGUGGAUGGGUUUCAGCGGAUGUUGGGCGGGUCGAUUGCGGAUGAGUUUGCGUUGUAUGAGUGUGUGCAGGCGGAGAGUUUGGAGCGGUGUUGUCGGGAGUUGGGGUUGGAGAAGAUUGAUCUUGAGAGUGGGUGUAGUUGA
This is a messenger RNA of Aspergillus homomorphus CBS 101889, 1494 nucleotides long. RefSeq names its product DUF1338 domain protein. The transcript has a single exon. The record is from RefSeq and is a predicted model, not a curated record. NCBI's taxonomy places the organism in Eukaryota, Fungi, Ascomycota, Eurotiomycetes, Eurotiales, Aspergillaceae. Gene Ontology annotation, molecular function: oxidoreductase activity. Bases 1 to 1494 code for a protein of 497 amino acids.